CCUCUACUUAACUUCACCUCUUGUGAUGCCACCCUGGGACUUCCUUUUCCUAUCUGCAGACUGCUAGUAGCUUCUGCACCACCAACUUCCUCUCCUGACUCCCGUUGGCUCCUGAGACUCGAUCUCCAGCUCCGCUCCUAAAGCCAUGAGACCCCAGCGGCUCCAGCAUCCCUCUCCCGGGGGCUCCCUGGCGUGGCUGCUGCUUCUCCUGGCGCUGCCGGGGGCCGCGCAGGGCUCGUUUGAGGUGAGAGUUUCGCCGGAAGCUGCCAUGGUGGAGCACGGAGGGUCCGUCUGGAUAAACUGCAGCCACACGUGCCAGGAUCCUGGCGCCAGGGGCGGCCUGGAGACCUCGCUCAUCAAAACCGAUAGUAAAAGUGGAGCCGGGUGGGCGGCCUUUCUCCUCGGCGGUAUCACGGAGUGGGUGUCGGCCCCUCAGUGCUACUUCACCUGCGGUGGAGUUACGAGUGUGGUGGCUGCAAACAUCUCCGCUUACCGGCUGCCGGAGCGGGUGGUGCUGGAGCCGCUCCCCGAGAUGGAGCUGGGCCGGGCCUAUAACCUGACGUGCCGGGUUCUGAACGUGGCUCCUGUCACGCACCUCACCGUGACCCUCCGCCAGGGGGGACGGACCCUGCACACGGAGACCUUCCAGAACCGCACCGGGACCGGACCCGACAACGUCACAGUGACCCACGAGAUCACCCCUCAGCGACGGGACCACGGGCAGGAGAUCACCUGCCACGCAGCCCUGGACCUGACGCCGCACGGGCCCCACUUCGAAAACAGCUCCUCCGCGGUGGAGCUCAAGGUUUAUGAUCUCCCGGAGGAGCCCCAGCUCCAAACCUCCCGCUAUAUCGAGGUGGGCACCAGGGCGACCGCCCGCUGUGGGGUGGCCGGGGUCUUCCCCGCCGCGGGAGAGGCCCGGUUCACCCUGUCCUUCGGGGGAGAGAGCCUGAACCUCACCGUCACCACGUCGGGCGACAUGGCCGCCGCCGAGGGCAAGGUUUGGUCCCCGACCCCGGGACAGCGCGAGCUGAACUGCACCGUGACCGUGGGGCCCGUGUCCAGAGCCGCAGGGCGGAGCGUUCUCGUUUACAGUCUCCCCGAGCCUGUCCUGGAGGUGACUGAGUCCCGGAUCCUCGUUAACAGCAGCGUGACCGUUACGUGCCAUUCCCCUGAGGCCGACCCCCAGGGCGUCCUGCUCCAGCUCAGAGACGCCAAGGGAGUCCUGGUCUCCAGCGCCCCCGCCCAGCCCCGUGUGCAGCUCCAGCUGAUGGCCAGCGAGGAAGACGACGGGAGGGAGUUCACGUGUGAAGCAAGGCCUGGCUCAGGCAUCCCCGCCGUGAAACGCACGUCCGCCAGGCUCACUGUCCUCUACGGGCCCAGGAUGGACGACUCCGGCUGCCCCAGGGAGUGGAUCUGGAAGGAGGGGACGGAGCAGAGCUUCUCCUGCCUGGCCCGGGGGAACCCAGCGCCAGCCAUGGAGUGCACGAGGGACGGGGUGUCCGUCAGCAUCGGGGUGCAGCGGCAGGUCAGCAGAGAGGACGCCGGGACCUACCACUGCAACGCAUCCAACGCGCACGGCUGGGUCAGCCGGGAUGUGACCGUCCAGGUGGAGUGGGCCGCGCAGGGCUCGUUUGAGGUGAGCGUUUCGCCGGAAGCUCCCAUGGUGGAGCACGGAGGGUCCGUCUGGAUAAACUGCAGCCACACGUGCCAGGAUCCUGGCGCCAGGAGCAGCCUGGAGACCUCGCUCACCAAAACCGAUUCUAAACGUGGAGCCGGGUGGGCGGCCUUUCUCCUCGUCGGUAUCACGGAGUGGGUGUCGGCCCCUCAGUGCUACUUCACCUGCGGUGCAGAUACGAAGGUGGCGGCUGCAAACAUCUCCUCUUACCGGCUGCCGGAGCGGGUGGUGCUGGAGCCGCUCCCCGAGAUGGAGCUGGGCCGGGCCUAUAACCUGACGUGCCGGGUUCUGAACGUGGCUCCCGUCACGCGCCUCACCGUGACCCUCCGCCGGGGGGGACGGACCCUGCACAUGGAGACCUUCCAGAACCGCACCGGGACCGGACCCGGCAACGUCACAGUGACCCACGAGAUCACCCCUCGGCGCUGGGACCACGGGCAGGAGAUCACCUGCCACGCAGCCCUGGACCUGAGGCCGCACGGGCCCCACUUCGAAAACAGCUCCUCCGCGGUGGAGCUCCAGGAGGCCGGGGCUGCAGAACAAUCCUUUAACGUGAGCGUUUGGCCGGAAGACUCCGUGGUGGAGCACGGAGGCUCCGUCUGGUUAAACUGCAGCCACACGUGCCGGGAUCCUGGGGCCAGGGGUGGCCUUGAGACCUCGCUCACCAAAGCCAAAAAUAAAAGAGGGCCCGGAUGGAUGGCCCAAGAGCUGGUCGGUAUCCGGGAGUGGGUGUCGGCCCCUCAGUGCUAUUUCAACUGCUACGGAAACGUAACAUGUGCAGUUGCCCACGUCACCACUUACCGGCCGCCGGAGCGGGUGGUGCUGGAGCCACUCCCAGAGAUGGAGCUGGGCCAGGCCUAUAACCUGACAUGCUGGGUUCUGAAUGUGGCUCCCGUCACGCACCUCACCGUGACCCUCCGCCAGGGGGGACGGACCCUGCACACGGAGACCUUCCAGAACCGCACCGGGACCGGACCCGACAACGUCACAGUGACCCACGAGAUCACCCCUCAGCGACGGGACCACGGGCAGGAGAUCACCUGCCACGCAGCCCUGGACCUGACGCCGCACGGGCAGCUUUUCCAAAACUCCUCCCCUGCGGUGGAGCUCAGGGUUUUUGAUCUCCCGGAGCCCCAGCUCCAAACCUCCCUCUAUAUCGAGGUGGGCACCAGGGCGCCCGCCCGCUGUGGGGUGGCCGGGGUCUUCCCCGCCGCGGGAGAGGCCCGGUUCACCCUGUCCUUCGGGGGAGAGAGCCUGAACCUCACCGUCACCACGUCGGGCGACAUGGCUGCCGCCGAGGGCGAGGUUUGGUCCCCGUCCCCGGGACAGCACCAGCUGAGCUGCACCGUGACCGUGGGGCCCGUGUCCAGAUCCGCAGGGCAGAGCGUUCUCGUUUACAGUUUCCCUCAGCCCGUCCUGGAGAUCGACCAGCCACAGGCCCUCGUGAACAGGAACGUGAGAAUCACGUGCAGUGCCCCUGCCUCCCAGCCCCCCGGCACUACCCUGCAGCUCAGAGACUCCAAGCGAACCCUGGUGUCCGGGUCCCAGCCCCACCUGCAGCUCACGCUGACCACCCGCAAGGGGGACAACGGGAGACAAUUCACGUGUGAAGGGAACCUCACCCUGGGCAGCCGUACCCUCGUAAAGAACACGUCCGCCCAGCUCAUCGUCCUCUACCAGCCUACGCUGGACGAGUCCGGCUGCCCAAGUCACCAGACGUGGCUCGAGGGGACCCCGCAGCAGCUGGCCUGUGAAGCCGACGGAAACCCGACCCCGGAGGUCUCCUGCAGCAAGGACAGCCAGGGGCACGGCCCCGGCGCUGUGCAGAACGUCACGAGAGGCCACGCGGGCGUCUAUCGCUGCAGCGCCGCCAACGCGCACGGGACGGCCGGCAGGAACGUGACAAUCCACGUGGAAUACAAGCCCACCAUGGACGAGUCCAGCUGCCCCAGUACCCAGGUGUGGCUGGAGGGGACCCUGCACACCCUGGCCUGUGAGGCGGACGGGAUCCCCGUCCCCCGCGUCCCGUGCACCAAGGAGGGAGCAGCUGACGAGUUUGGCGGCGAGCGGAACGUGAGCAGAAAUGACUCCGGCACCUACCACUGCACGGCCACGAACCGCCUCGGGUCAAUGAAGAGGAGGGUCACCGUGCGGGUGGAAUACAGGCCCAUCGUCUUGCUCCUGGCCGUCAGCCCUUCUGACACCGUCCCACGCGGCGCCAACUUCAACAUCAGCUGCCGUGCCGAGGGCUCCCCGGCGCCUGCCUACCGCUGGACCGUGCCCCCCGCCCCCAACAUCCACAGCUCGGCCGAUAACAGCACCGUGAGCGUGGCCGGCGCUGACCGGCACAACCGCGGCGUUUACGUCUGCAGAGUCUCCAACGCCCACGGGCAGCACCUGGGCCAGGUCCGAAUCCAGGUGACAGAUCACAGACUCAUCAUCGCCGCCCUGAUCGCGGGGGCGGCCGUGCUGCUGCUGGGUGGGACGGCCGGGCUCGUCUAUUACCUCAAAUCCACCGCCUGCAAGAAAGGCGAGUACAACGUGCAGGACGCCGAGAGCUCCGCCAAAGCCACCUGCCUCGGCCGCGACGGUGCCGUCUACGGGAUACAGCUCACCCAGACCUGAGCCGGCCGGCGGCCGGAGCCACCCACGCCAGGGCUGCUGGAGGGGAACCCGGCGGUGCGUCCCAGCAGCCGGGGCGCUGGCCAGGCUGGCUGGUUUGGUUGGUUGUUCGUUGUUGCAUCCGUCCUCUGGCCACUUUGGAAGCUCCUGCCGAGCUGUGUUCUCUGUCCAGACCCAGCCUGUCUCCAUCCAACCACCUCCGCGUGCAGCUUCUGUCCCUGGAUCUUUCUGGCCUCGGAUCUGCUCCUCCCCCUUUCCCUUCCGCAGCCCUGCCCCGUGGCCCUGGUGGAACUUCCGGUACCUUGCCUUAAAUAUGGGAAAUGGGUCGUGAGCUGGCCCCGACCAGGCCAGGAUUGUACUGGAGCGCGUGGGGUGCAGGGUGCCUAACCCAGCGCCUGGGUGGACUGGCAUGGGCAGGGGACAAUGGGUACGUGAACGUCUAGGUCCCAGAUUCCAACCCGGGGGAGGCAGGAGCCACCAAGCACAGUCAGGGGCCUGCGGGGAAACGAGUGUGCUGGGUCUCUGUCCCGUGCUGGCAGGAAUGGGCCAGUCUGUCCUCAGAUAUAAGAACAUACGAACAGCCAGACGGGGGGCAGACCCAGGGUCCAUCCAGCCCAGUGUCCUGUCGGCCGACAGGGGCCAGUGUCAGGUGCCCCAGAGGGAGUGACCAGAACAGGGGAUCAGCAAGUGACCCAGCCCCUGUCGCCCAUUCCCAGUGUCUGGCGAACAGAGGCUGGGGACCCAUCCCUGCCCAGCCCGGCUAAUAGCCAUUGAGGGACCAGCCCUCCAGGAUCUUAUCGAGUUCUUUUUUGAACAGACAGAACAGCUGGGGGCCGGCGUGAGUCAUGUGUCCUGCUAGGAACUGCGCUGAGACCCAGCAAACUCGUUUCAUCACAGGCCACUAAGUCUCUGGUCUGAGCACCCCGGGCCCCCUGUCAGUCAGCGUUUGGGUGCAGCUCCCCCAGGCUGCUCCUGCUCCGGGGUAACGACACGCACGGGCUGUUAAACUUCCCCUCCUGCCUCAGAGACAGCCAGGGACCCCCCAGCUCGCAGUGAAUUCUAGUGUUUCUGGGCCCUCGGAUGGUGCAAAUCAGCAUAGCUGCACCGGCCCGAGCUCUGACUCCAGCGUGAGUUGCGUUGGCCGUGUGGUGCUGUCGCUCGCUCCAAUGUCCGGGGCCCGGCGAGCUGUUCUUUAGCGACAAUGUAACACCACAGCGUGUUUGUGGGAGUGUGAGUGUUGUGGGGCAGAACUGACCAGCCGCCCCCCGCGUCCCAGGGCAGAAUGCCAUAGGAAACCUGCAAACGCCAGGAAAAAAGCCUCCAUCUGCUGGCUUUGCGCAAUUUGUACCGGCCCAGCCGCUGUGGCUCUCUCUCCAGGCCGACUUAAUUACCAGCACAGACUUUGUUCUCUAGCAACUGACAAAUUUAGCACAUCGGUGACAGCCUCAGGGCUGAGCUGCAGAGAAAACCAGCUCCUUGGCACGCGCCUGGCAAGCCGCACGCGACGCCGGUGGGAAAAGCAGCUUGCAGGGUAGCGUGCUGCCGGCUGCCGGCCUCGGGGCUCUGCGCGCUCAGCGAAGACGUGGGAUAGCCAGGCGGCUCGGUGCUGGGCCCUGCCGAGCGAGGGCCAGACCCGCCGCUGGCGCCAGCGAAUGGGUUUGGUGGGAUCCCCAGUCAUGGCCCAAGGCCCGAUUGUGCAAGGCGCUGUACGUUAUGUAUGAAGAGCCCACCGCUCCUGGGCCAGGACGCCCUGCACUAAGCUCUGUACAGACACGGACCUGCCGCGUUAAAUCAUGGAGCCAGGCUGCUUUACACCAGCGGACGAUCUGGCCCGUAGACAUAACCAGCCUCUCAAACGCCUGUGAUUGUCUUUCACGCUCGAGGCAGGUUUUAUAGAGACACCCGGGGCUCGAUUUUCCUCCUGUUACGUGAGCGGAAUGUUUGAGUUUCUUUUGUUUCGUUUUCGGACUGGGCGGGGGUGGGGGGGGUCCAUCCAGCCUGUCCCGGCUCAUCCCACCCAGGCCGUGGGAGUCCCAGGAGGGGCCAGCCAUGGGCUAUUCUGCUACCGGGGAAUUCUCUGCCCUGGGGCCGAUGCUGGCUCCUGCUUUGGAAGUGGAAGAUUUGGGGACAGGUUCAACCCAAGCAGCUCUGCUGAGGACGUUCCCGCUGGAGCAGUGGGGCUCCUGGGCUAAGGAUCCUACCAGCGUGGUGCUGACCUGAGCCGGCGCCAACCCACCGCCUUCGCCAGGAGCCGCGUCCAGGCAGAUUUCCAGCAGCAGGUGGUCGGAGACGCAGCAGCAGAGCUGGCUCUGUUCAAACCCACUUUGCGCCGGCAGCAGUGAGGGGAAGGAGCGUGGCGGUAGCUCGAAGCCCCCUUUGCACUCCCCGUUUUCCACCCACCCCUGGGUGCAAGUGACGCUCUGCGUCCCACGCCCACCUGGCACGCUGAGAAUCCCCGUGGAGCCUCGCGGCUACGGCCAGACGCUCCGUCUGUCCCCGGGAUCGAGCCCUUAGGCCAUCUCUGCACCGGCCGGCCCCCUGCCCCACGGGGGAUUUCUAAAGGGCUGCUGCCACCCACCGUGUGGCCCCUUUCUGCGGUGACCUGAGCAUCGCAGAGACUCAGGCUGGGAGCCAUCUGAGCUCCCCGCCGGCCCCCAGCGGCACUUUGUAGAGGGUUUACACAGGCUCAAAGAUCCCAGUUCAGCCGCAAGCUACAACGGGAUGUAACUAAUGAAGGGGUUCGUGUGGGGCGGGUUUCGCUAAUGACGAUGGGUCCUGCUCUGCCAGCUUGCCAAGGGCUCCUUGCACUGGUGAGGAGCUGGUGCUUUGCACAGGCGGGGUUCCAGGGCUGUUUGCCAGCCGAGUUUCUAACUGCUUGUGUAUGUUCUGGCUCCCGCCCCCGCAGCACGGGCCUGCAUCACUGCAAGCUGCGCUAUAAUUCAUGUUCCGUAAGGACGUUGGGGGCGGGCGGGGGCCCGCGGCUCCCUUCCCACUCAUAGCUCCGGAGCACUGGCAGGGCUGGCCUCGCAGCUUGGGAAUGGCUUUAAAACGUGCUUCCCAGAGGAAUACGAAAGGACAAAUCGGUAAGGUUGGGUUUAAAAACCAGGGCACAAAAAGCUGUGAGAAUAGUUCCCCAGUGCCACCCCCGCCGGGCCCGAGCGCUCCCAGGGCUGCAGCAAUGACUCAUUCUGCACGCCUACAACGUGCAGCAAACGCCACAACGAGAGCACCUUCUCCCCCUCCCCGGGGGCUGGUAUACCUGGGGGGUAGCUGGGCUUUGCUGCAAUGGACCUAGCACUAGCCACCGGAGCAGGGAUUUAGUCUGUUAUAUUAGGGUGCAGCGUGUUUCAUUGUAUUUCCUAACACGCCACAUAAACUACAGGCAAACGUGCUCAGGGGGCGUCACACCAGUCGUGCGAGAGUGACCGUGAGCGCCGCUGUUGCUGGUUGUGCGGUUGGAUGCGGCCUAGCCCUGCUCUUUGCUAGGCUCCUAUGCAUGCGAGGGUGGGUUUGGUGCCAGCGUUAAGAAGCCGCACCGGGGUGAGUUUCUGUGCCAGUUCUCUAGCAGCUUGAACCUUCGCCUCUCCCCCUGGCCCAGCCGGCAGUGUUUUACUGCUGAGAGCACGGGCAGCAGGUCGGCCUGCCGGCCGCUCCAGAAUCGGCAGCUGGGGAACGGGUGAAAUUGUGGAGCAUGAGCCUUUCCCGAGCGCGUGAGGCUCUCUCACAGCGAGGGCUGGAGCUGCCGGAACCCCAGCGUGUAGCCGCAGCCUAUGCCAGCGAGCGGGGUUCGGCCCCUGGCACAGGAACAGCACCUCCCCAAGCACGGGGAGCUCAGCUGCCAGAAGCCUUCACCCCCCGCCCCCGAGUUCUGUCUACACCAAGGGUAGGCAACGUAUGGCACGCGUGCCGAAGGCGGCCCGUGAGCUGAUUGCAGGGGCACUCACCCUGCCGGGUCCUGGCCACCGGUCCGGGGGGCUCUGCAUUUUAAUUGAGUUUUAAAUGAAGCUUCUUAAACAUUUUAAAAAC
Messenger RNA from Mauremys reevesii (Reeves's turtle), 8326 nucleotides. It is a transcript of the gene ICAM5, whose product is annotated as intercellular adhesion molecule 5. Gene Ontology annotation, cellular component: membrane. The coding region runs from base 146 to 4303 and encodes 1385 amino acids. The record is from RefSeq and is a predicted model, not a curated record. Gene Ontology annotation, biological process: cell-cell adhesion. The transcript is spliced from 17 exons. Gene Ontology annotation, molecular function: integrin binding. Lineage: Eukaryota; Metazoa; Chordata; Testudines; Geoemydidae.